Molecule: messenger RNA, 3938 nt
Organism: Diaporthe batatas
Lineage: Eukaryota; Fungi; Ascomycota; Sordariomycetes; Diaporthales; Diaporthaceae
Exons: 6
Coding region: 2443-3687 (414 amino acids)
Biological process (GO): proteolysis
Molecular function (GO): cysteine-type endopeptidase activity
Source: RefSeq, a predicted model, not a curated record
GUGCCAAGAGGCACUGUGGGCGUUAGAAAUGACCAGAAACGCCCUGGAAUCUACUGUACACUGGGAGCUGGGCGCUGUCCACCGUUUGCAACGCCCCCCGUUGACGCCUGACGCCUGACGCCGUUGACGGCAGGUGUGGGAUGGUGCAGCUCUCGGGAAGCUGGCUGAGGCGCCUGCCUGCAGUCAGAUGCGAAGCAAUUGCGCAUUCAGUGGUGGUGACCUGCAUGCUGCGCUGAGCACUGCCACAAUGCCACAACCGAGUCACAGCACGCCGAUAAAGCACCCAAGCACCCAAAGCACCCAACAACCAGCCCAUGUUGGCUCUGCCCCAGAGAUUCAGAAUCAGAAACAUGCAGGGGCAGCACAGCACAAUGCACAGGCCGCAGUUUGCGACAACCUGAGGCGCUUCCAAGGGCCAAAGUGGCCCUCACUCGCAUCUCCUUCCUGCCCUUCCGAGCCCUGCGCCAUGCAAGCACCGUCGUCCCAAGGGGCAAAGUGAAGAGAGGCAAAGACAGGACAAGCACAGUGUUGAUCCCAAUCCACGGACUUCCAGGGACAGCAAAGAGGACAGCAUAUCUGCGCUACUCCCGUACACAGCCUCAAACGGGAAAUAACGACGGGACGGGCGGCCUUGGAUCGCAGCUGCUGUAUUACACACGCAUAGUGCAGUCGAUGCACUCACGUACUGUCAUACGCGGAAGCUCCCAAGACGGAAAUGGCAGACGCUGAAAGUGGAAAGGAAUAUAUCGCCAUCUCUCGACACGACGACCUCACCACCCACCACGUUGAUCCAUUCGGAAUUCCUGCACUCCUAGAAAGCCAGAAACCCAUCAACCAGUCGCACAAGUCUUGCACUGCAAGACAGCAAUAAAAAAAAUCAUUACCAACAUCAGCAUAGCUUGCUUUGACCCUACGUGAAAACAACAGACGAUACUGCCCUCCCCGAGACAUACAGCUUCCACCACAACCAAGCCCCGGUCUGCGCACCACGCACUUGUCGCUUGGCACACCGUCGCAUAUGCCGCGCCAUGGCGGACGAAUACAUUUUCCUCGAGGACUUUUUCGAUAGUCCCGAUGAGAUAGCCCGCAAGAUGCAAUCUCCCCCACCAGUCUACACGGCCCUGGAGCAGGACGUGGAGCAAGAAUGUCAAAUACCAUACACACCGACGGCUCAGAUGAGCACUAGCCGUGAUGCCCCUUCAUAGGCCGGAGGGCGCGCGCAAGAGCAGCCUCGCCCACAGCGUCAUGGGCCGGCAGGGCUUCCAGCGAUGACCGUACGUCCACCCCAACGUCGGCCACAAAAGACACAUGCCUCGGGACUGCCGAAGCCGGAUUGUUGCUGCAGAUGCUGCUACGCGCUUCACGCGUGCAUGUAUCGUUGCUGCGGCACACGGUGAACUGAGGGGAAUCAACAAUGAUUGGGGAGUCAGUGGAAGUCGGCGACAGAACGAAGUUGAAUAUCGACGAGAACAGAGAGGGAAGUCGGGCCACGAAACAAUCCUGGCAGCUACCGAGGUAGUUCAGUCCAGAAAUGGAGUCCUGAGCACUGGCGAGACCCAGGCCCUUGUGAGCUGUGAUCCUUUGGCCUCCCUGCCGGCGUUGAUGAUGAGGUUGCCGUGCCGUUGCUGGAGAAAGGCCACCAUGGCGGUCUCGGGUCAGCAUUCCUGACGCUGACGAUGCAAGACAUGAGGUCUGUCUUUCUGUCUGUCUGUCUGUCUGCAUCUAAAUCCAGCCAGUUGUAGAGCCCCAACAUGCUAGCUUGGUCUGGGCGGGUUCGGGCAACGAACACCUAUAGUGCCAUUUCCUACUGCAAUAUCCAGACGUCUUCUGCGGGAUGGAUCGGCAUUCUCCCAAGACGGCAGGACGGGCUGGCUUGAUGGCCCCCCAGGGCCCCCCCAGGGGGUGCUAGUGGGCCAGGCGGGGGAGACCCUGAAUCACAAGCGAGCUCCAACGAAUCCAGGACAGCCAGACGGGCAGACCACCCGCGACUGCGACGACCGCUGCCCCUCGGGCCCCUCCAGCCAGCCCCUCCAGCCCCUCCAGCGUCCAGCCCCUCCCCCUCAUCGCGCCUCACAUCCUGAGCUGACAGCUGACGGGGAGCACCUGGAAGCAGCCUAGCGCGUAUGGGCUCAGCACCAGCACCAGCACCUGCACCUGCACACUCCGCCCGCGGUGCCGAAACGUCAGCUCUUCUUUCAGACGUGCCGUAAUACCGAUCCAAACCAACCAGCCAACCUUAUGUGCGAGCUUACUUUACCACCCACCCUCCGUGACCAUUGACUUCCCUAAAGCUUCGCAAACGUCCUCCUUCCAUCACAGCCGAAUCAGCCAGCCCCUACACCAAGAGAAAGAUCGACCUCGCCAUCUCCGGUUAGCCUACUGCCGAGCAUCGAUACUCAGGCCCCUCGAGCCCUUCCCAUCUCCAAACCACCGACAACACACAUGUCUUUCCCAGGCCAAGGGUACGGUCCGGGCGGCGGCGGCGGCUGGCACAACCAAGGGCCUCCUCCGCAGCAGGGCUAUGGCUACAACCAGUACAACCAGUACAAUCAAGGACCCCCACCACAGCAUCACUAUCCUCCCCAGCAGGGCUACGGGCAACCUCCCCAACAGUACAACCAAUACCAGCAGCCUCAGCAAUACCAGCAGCCUCAGCAAUACCAGCAGCCUCCACAAUAUCAGCACCAGGGCGGCGGCUACGCACCUAGAGGGCACGGAGCUCCCCCGCCGCAAGGGGCACAGCAGUUUGGCCACGGCGCUCCGCAGGGCUACACAUUUCAGUACAGUGCCUGUACCGGGAAGCGCAAGGCAUUGAUCAUUGGAAUCAACUAUUUCGGCACCAAGGCAGAGCUCAAGGGCUGUAUCAAUGACACCCGGAAUGUCUCGAGCUUCCUGAUGGAGCACUAUGGGUACAAGCGCGAGGACAUGGUGAUCCUGACCGACGACCAGGCCAACCCCGUACUGCAGCCCACCAAGCAGAACAUCCUGCGCGCGAUGAACUGGCUGGUCAACAACGCACAGCCCAACGAUUCGUUGUUCUUGCAUUAUUCUGGACACGGAGGCCAGACGAAGGAUCUGGACGGCGACGAGGGGGACGGGUUCGACGAGGUCAUCUACCCAGUCGAUUUUCAACAACGAGGCCAUAUCGUCGAUGACGAAGUCCACGAGAUUGUCGUCAAACCCCUCAAGGCGGGCGUCCGCCUGACGGCCAUCUUCGACUCGUGCCACUCGGGCUCUAUGAUGGAUCUGCCGUACAUCUACUCCACCAAGGGCGUCCUGAAGGAGCCGAACUUGGCCAAGGAGGCCGGCCAGGGGCUGCUCUCGGCCAUCACGUCCUACGCGCGGGGUGACAUAGGCGGCGUGGCAAGUUCCUUCAUGAAUUUUGCCAAGUCGGCCAUCUCGGGCGACAGCGCGCACGAGAAGACGAUGCGGACCAAGACGAGCCCGGCGGACGUGAUCUCGCUGAGCGGCAGCAAGGACGACCAGACCAGCGCCGACGCAACCAUCGCGUCCAAGGCCACGGGCGCCAUGUCGUACGCCUUCAUCUCGGCCCUCAGGCAGAACCGCGACCAGACGUACCUCGAGCUGCUGAACAACAUCCGUGACAUCCUGGAGACCAAGUACACACAGAAGCCGCAGCUUAGCUGCAGCCAUCCCCUAGAUGUCGAACUGAAAUUUAUCAUGUGAGGCGGCGCGGAUGGGACUGGCUGGCUGGCUGGCCACACUGGCAAGCUACAUUGGCAAUGUGGCAUGUACUUGUUUCAGGAGGGUGGUCGGGUGUUCUCCGCCCCCACACGCAUUGUAUAUGUACGAAGUUUGUUUUUUUGGGAACACAGGAGCGGUAAGGAAGUCGGGGGGCGGCGGCGGCGGCGGCGGUCACAUAAACCACGAAUCAACCGGAUUUGGAACGAGCAUGUGUUAAUGAAUGUAUUGAAUAG